AUGGAUGACGGCCCCAACUGGUCGCUGUCGUCGCAGGUGUCUUCCGCGACGUCCUCACGACCCGUGGACGGCGGGCCGGCGGCGCCGGCGAGGAAGAGGAAGCCGGGGACGUGGAGGAGGCUCCCGCGCACCCUGCCGCUGGAAGUGGAGGUCAGGAUGAAGCUGGGUUCCAUAACGCAUGAGGAGCUGAAUCGGCAGCACCUGGCGCGCGCCGAGGAGCUGGAGAAGAUGGACGACAGCGGGUGCGACACCGAGGAGGCCAAGAUCGCCUUCAAGGCGUUCAAGGAGGAGCAUGUCCGCUGGUACCGCAAGCUCGCCGAGGGCUGGCCGGAGAAUAUAGUCAUCAACUACAACCCGCAGCCCAGCGACACGGAGGAAGAGUUCCUGACCGCCGAGGACAUGGAAGCACGCUUCACUAAUCGUAACCCCACUCAUGGAGCACAACUAAAACACUUUGCUGGCCUUGCUUUGGCACAUUACAAUGCCAGAAAGACCGAGCACAAGCUUGACCUUGCAGAAGCCUUGACAUCUAACUGCUUUUCUGAGGCGUGUGGGACGACAUAUGCUCAUGUCAACUUCAUCGCCAUUCCCGGGAAGACUAAUAACCCUAUGAAGAGGUUGUUCUUCGCUGAGCUCAUGCUCAUUCCAGAGCUCCAGAUGGAGGAGGAUACCGAGCCUAUGCGUGUACUGCAUGUCUCAACUAUUGAUGAUGUUCCCUGUUAUGGUGGAUGCCAUGAAAUACAUCGGAAGAUCAAUCACAGGAUGAGGGGCGUCAUGGACUACGAGCGAUGCCACGCGUGUCACGACAUUCUGAAGCAUCCAAAAGGAGAUAUGUUCAUUGGAGGGCAUAAUAGCACGAGGAUGCCCUACUACUCUGCAACCUAA
Molecule: messenger RNA, 885 nt
Organism: Triticum turgidum subsp. durum (durum wheat)
Lineage: Eukaryota; Viridiplantae; Streptophyta; Magnoliopsida; Poales; Poaceae
Source: the annotation of a GenBank genome assembly